UGCUGUACGAAUAUGUUUAGCUAACACAAUAACAAAUGUUAAAGCAUUAAAACAUAGGGCAGACAUCUAAAGAGAAAUUGUAUUGAAUUUUAUAGCUUAUCUUGUGCGCAGCAUCGCCCACCUGAGAUGGUGACUAUGAAAACUAGCCUGGUUGUGUUCAGCAACAUUGCAGUUGUUGCGUUUAUCCUUUCUACAACAUCGGCGAACCCGUGUCCGAGACCAACGUGCUCCCACAAUGAACAACUAAAUUGUAGAGGGCAGCACGACUUUUGCAACUGUAGAUGCAGUGAACCUGCACCGCAGCCUCUACCAUGCACCUUUGGAACAGGCAUUACUGAUGAAACCGAACCUGCUGAUACAGAAUUCCCGGGAAUGGUGUCCUGCCCAAAAAUUAGUUGCGCCUGCGGAGAAAAGGCCACCUGUUUAAAUAAAGGAAGCUCCUGUGCAUGUACAUGUGUGAAACAAGACGAAGAUUGCUCGUAUCCUUGGCGAAUUACUUGCGUGACCAGCUGCAGAUUUAGCCAUAGGUGCUUAUGCACCUGCGCUGGCCCACUCCCGUACGCCCAACCAGCUCCAGCUCAGCCCUGUUGUCCCAACGGGGCCCCAGUCGCCUCUUCAGCUCCAAGCCCACCGUGCUGCCAACCAAUUGCCGGGAGACGUUGAAGUAUUAACGAUUGCAUUAAACUGCUUGUCUUCACUGA
Molecule: messenger RNA, 701 nt
Organism: Dermacentor silvarum
Lineage: Eukaryota; Metazoa; Arthropoda; Arachnida; Ixodida; Ixodidae
Exons: 8
Coding region: 127-663 (178 amino acids)
Source: RefSeq, a predicted model, not a curated record